Molecule: messenger RNA, 796 nt
Organism: Galdieria sulphuraria
Lineage: Eukaryota; Rhodophyta; Bangiophyceae; Galdieriales; Galdieriaceae
Exons: 5
Coding region: 69-731 (220 amino acids)
Source: RefSeq, a predicted model, not a curated record
GGUCAACUCGAAAUUGUUGAAAUCAAAGUAAUGCAGUUGAAGCAUCUUCACUUGUCAGAGUGAAUGAUAUGGAUGCUCUUGAAGAGGUCAGUUGUCUAGAUUUUGCCAAUGAUAAGAAAACUAUUUUGGAUUUUGCCAAAGGACAUCGACUUUCUAGUAGUGUUGCUUUACAAGUUGGAAAGAGAGAUGGGAACAAGAACUUCUGUUCUUUAAAUAGUCUUUGUUUUGAAACACGAGACGACCUUGUAUAUGACUCUUAUUUAGUCGAACUCAUCAGUGAAAGUGAAGGACUGUACUUUUGUAUGAAGUGGGUCAUCUCGGAAUAUAUUCGCUAUUCACAGAAGGAAGAGUCGCACUUAUUUCCGUGCGUUAUUUAUAUCGAUACAACUGCAAGUCUUAGUAUGAUAAAGUGGAGUGACUGGAUGAAGCAGCAUGGCCUUCAUGCCGAUUCUAUAAAACAUUUUUGGAAUGACUUUUAUUAUUAUCGAGUUGUUGAUGCUUAUGAGCUUAUGGCAUUAUUGAAAUCUCUUCAUAUUUUUUUUCAGCAGCGAAACUCACACAAUUGGAUAAUAUUGUUAGAUAACUUUAGUUAUCCAUUGGAGCCUUUUGAAUGUCGAGGAAACUUGCCAUACUUAUUCCUUUAUGAAUGUUAUCGAAUAACUAAAAUGUAUAAUACUUGGACGUUUCUAGUUACGAAUAUAUACUCUUCUCCAUUUGGUAAGCGAUCGUAAUUUUUAUUAUGAGACAAAGCCAAGGUUUGACAACAUAUACAAGUAUCUCCAUUAGAACGUUAUUC